Messenger RNA from Astrephomene gubernaculifera, 791 nucleotides. The record is from the annotation of a GenBank genome assembly. Lineage: Eukaryota; Viridiplantae; Chlorophyta; Chlorophyceae; Chlamydomonadales; Astrephomenaceae.
CACCAGGCUCUCUCCUUACAUACUUAACACGCCAACAUGGCAUCCUUACCAACAGUACAUGCAUCCUGCAAGAAUACACAGCUGAACCUCCUAGGUAGGAUAUCCAGCUAUCUAUCAACAAAUUUAGUCCCGAGAUUCAGAUACAGACUAUCUAGUAGAGGACGUUCCUUGCGAUUCUGCGAUCAUCCAAGUUGACCGACGACCUGCGAGCGCAACAUUUAUUUUACGGCCACAGCCUAUUACUCAACUGCGGAGCACCGCAUCCUUCGAUUUAGCAAAAUUCUCGGCACGCCAGUUACAAGAUGGAGACCUGCCGUACGGACAGUCCGGUUGCUGAUGAGCUUCUUAUCGAGCCAGCUACGUGCAUCGCGCACGAGCGUUCGAGUAACCAACGUGCCCAGCCUCCCGCUGCCCUUGCUCGCCGCCCGCUGUGCGACCGCGUCCAAAAUACUAGCUGGGUGGUGGCGCGCACGUUCGGCUUCCAGGCCUUCAACUCCCGCGUCCCGGCCUCCGGCCCCUGCCAGCAGCCUUCCUGUGCGGCCCAAUGGGUUCCCGCCACAGCCCUGCUUGCCGGCGAUCACCUAGAGGCGCUGCUGGUGCGUAACUUCAUGCCCCGCAUACUCAUGGAGGCUGACGGAGGUGGAGGGGACACAGCACCGAGCAGCGGCGACAGCAACGCCGUUAGCGGUGAGGGUGAGGGCUGCAAGGGAGGGCAGCAGAUGAAAGAGGACGCCACUGAAUCCCAGCUGCAGCAGCGUCAAGAGGCGGCGUUCGCGCGAGCCGUGUGGGAG